CUUUCUGAUCCAUCUACCCCCACACCACCACACAUUUAUAUUAUAAAAAAGAAAAGAAUAUAUGGAAAGAGAGAACACAACUUUCUUCUCUCAAUUUCCUCAUUCCCGCUGUAAACCUUUUUCUUUUCUUCUUUUUAUUUAUUACUAAUCCCAAUGCUUCUAAUUAUUCUUAUUCUCUGACCCACCCCUCCCGAAUAUUUCGCCUUUUCAUCUUUAAAACACUCCCCACAACCAUUUCUCUCUCUCUCUCUCUCUCAAUGGCAGUACUCGAAAACGCGAACACCAAGAUCAAAAGCAAGAACAAGAACAAGAACAAUAUCAUAGAGGAGCCACUGAUUCCGGGGCUACCCAACGAAAUUGCAGAGCUAUGUCUUCUUCAUCUUCCGUACCCAUACCAAUCACUAGCACGAGCUGUUUCAUCUUCAUGGAACAGAGCCAUAACUAACCCUUCGUUUCAACAAUGCAAGAAAACACUCUCUCGCCCUUACCUCUUCCUCUUCUCGUUCCACAAACUAACCAGAAAGUUCUAUUGCCACCUCCUCGACCACCGUACGCGUUCUUCUACCGCCGCUGCUAGAUGGUUCACGCUUCCGCUGCCGCCGUCGCCGAUCACGUUCUAUGGUAAACUCCUCACCAUAGCCGGAACAAUGCGUUUUGGAACUCUUAUCUUUAGCACCGCGAUGAGCCAGUGGUCGUCGGCGUCGGCGGGGACAUUCUUUGCGGAGGAGGGGGAAAACGGAAAAAUCGUGGCGGUUCAUGGAGGCGCGAGCCUGGGCGCGAAAAUCUACGAUGCGGAGAGUGACACGUGGCGGAACGGGGCGAGAGUGGAGGUUGAGAAUGAGGUUGCGUCUUUUGAGGCAGUGGAAAACGAAGGGAAGGUGUUCGUUACGGAAGGGUGGAGGUGGCCGUUUACGGUGAUCCCGAGGGGUUGGGUGUACGAUACGCGAAGUGACACGUGGCAAGGAAUGGGGAUAGGGAUGAGGGAAGGGUGGAGCGGGGUGGCGGUUGCGGUGGCGGGAAGGAUUUUUAGGAUCCCGGAGUACGGGGAUGGGGAUGUGAAGGUUUACGAGGAGAGGAGUGACACGUGGCGGAUGGUGAGAGGGCGGUUUCCGAGGGAGAAGGUGAAAAGGCCGUUGAAGGCGAAGGGAUUGGAUGGGAAGAUGUACGUGGCGGGGUGUGGGUUGAAUGUGGCGAUUGGUAGCGUGGUUUCAUUAUGUGGAGAAGGAGGGAAACGACAACGACAGGAAGAGGGACGAAACGACAGUGUGUGUAUAGAGUUGAAGUGGGAGGUCGUGGAAGCGCCUGGGGGAUUUCGUGAAUUGGAGGCGUGUCAUUGCCAGGUGCUGUAUGCUUAGUGUAGUGGCCCGGUUGAGAGAUGUUUUUGUUGCUUUUGUUAAGUUCUUUGUAUCUAAUUCCACUUUUUUUUU
Arachis stenosperma is the source of this 1427-nucleotide messenger RNA. RefSeq names its product F-box protein AFR-like. The coding region runs from base 258 to 1355 and encodes 365 amino acids. Gene Ontology annotation, molecular function: protein binding. The transcript has a single exon. The record is from RefSeq and is a predicted model, not a curated record. NCBI's taxonomy places the organism in Eukaryota, Viridiplantae, Streptophyta, Magnoliopsida, Fabales, Fabaceae.